UCCCCCCCGGCCGCUCGCUGCUUCCCAGUCCCGAGUCGCCGCCGCUGCCGCCGCCCGCAUCCGCGGCAGGACUGGCCCGCGCGCUCCCCGGGGUGCGCCCACCUCGAUCCCGCGCCCUCCGGGCUCGCAGGGACACCCUCCUCCCCGCGCGUCGCGGCCCCGCCCGGCUCGGCCCCCGCCCCGCGCCCGAGAGCGCCGAGGAUGUGAGUCCUGCCCGCCGCUGCCGGAGCAGCAGCCACUCGCGCGCGGAGCCCGAGCGCAGCGCAGCUCAGCUGCGGGCGCUCGUUGGGUCGCUCGCGCGGGCUGCGCGCUCCUGCCCCAAGCGGUAUCCCUCCCCGGCCUCUCGCCGGCCCCAGCGCCGCGGCAGCCCCGAGGGCCGUCCCCGGCCGGCCAUCCCCGGCCCCAGCGCCGCUGACCCUGUCCUCCGCGGGCGGGGACGCGGGCGGAGGAGGUGCCGCCUCGGAGCCCCCGGACGCGACCAUGUCGGAGGUGCUGCCCUACGGCGACGAGAAGCUGAGCCCCUACGGCGACGGUGGCGACGUGGGCCAGAUCUUCUCGUGCCGCCUGCAGGACACCAACAACUUCUUCGGGGCCGGGCAGAGCAAGCGGCCUCCCAAGCUGGGCCAGAUCGGCCGGAGCAAGCGCGUUGUUAUUGAAGAUGAUAGGAUUGAUGACGUGCUGAAAACCAUGACCGACAAGGCACCCCCUGGUGUCUAACUGCCCCAAAGACAAUGUGUUGAGGGAAAGAAUAAGAAGAGUGGCGGGCUGUGACAGUUACUGACAAAAAGCAUGAGGAGGAGGAGGAGGAGGAGGAGGAGGAGAGAAAGCACUUUGAAAUGUAUUAAUAGCUUGCUACCUGCGAUGGAAUCGACAACCUGUGUCUCAAGUCAGGCGGGGAGACAGAUGAAGUUGGGGGGAGGAGGAGGAGGAGGAGGAGGAGAAGGAGGUGGUGGUGGUGGUAGCAGCCUCUCUGGGCUCCUCUACAAAAAGAAAAGUUAAAAAACACACACACAAAAAGUAAAAAAAAAAAUAAAAUAAAAAAUAAAAAAAUAAAAAUCACUAUAUACACACAUAUAAAAGAAAAAAGUCUCAGUUGCAGCUAUUUGUCAAGAUUAAUACCUGUUUCUUUUUAUAUAUGGUAAAUAUUGUGCAAUUAUAGCUCUGGAGUUUGAACCACUUCCCGAAAGCAGCACCAACCACGUGAAGGUGCUUGUGUUCUCCGCUGAUUUGGCUGUUCCCAAUGUUUACAUAAUUUAAUCUUGCAAAAAUGAUCCUGUGCACUUGGAUGUGACAUGCAGUCUAGUUCAGUUUUAUUUUUUUUUAAUGUUGUUUAUUCUUGGAUGUACAAAAGAAAAUUGGGGGCGGGAGAUGAUCUCUGUUGAUACUGUUGUACUUUGGUCAUCUUUGAAGUUACCGGAAAUGAACCCCAUUUUAAAAGCAGAAAGUAACUUUUCUAUGGACUGAUGCUUGGGAAGGCCCCUUCCUUGUCUUAUUUCCAAGAGACAACGGAAAAGCUUGUGCUUCUUCGUCGCAGUACAGCUCUUUGCCCAGGUUAACACCAACCGUGGGUUUUAUAUGACAGAAAGAAGAAGAAAAACAAAGACAAACUUGCUUGAGCUUUUUUCUAACCUCCCCGUGGGGGGUCUGUUGUGCGAACCCCUCUUUCUUCUUCAAUAUUGUGUCACUUUAUUCAUUCUCUUUAAUGGACUGUAAAAAAAAAACAAAACAAAAAACAAAAAACAACAAAUGUAAUCACAAGAGUGCCAAAUAUCUUGAACCGCCAAAAGGCAUUUUGGUUUCCUUUUGUCCCCUGUGCUCUGAGUCCUGUGUGGGAACACUUGGAGAGUCUUUUCUGUUAUUUAUAGGGGUUCUCUUAAGGCUCGCCAGCUGCCUGUUUUGCAUGAUAUUUGCAAAAAAAAAAAAAUGCCUCUUGCGUGAGGAAUCUUUUACUUUUUUUUUUUUUUUUUUGUUUGCAACUUUGGACCUCAAGAGGUCCCCACCCCUCCCAGUUCCUUCUUUUCUUAAUUCUCUAUUCUGUAUGUUGCACCUUGAACCAGCACACAGGGCUAUUUCUCCAAUGUACAAUAAAGAACUCUUCCUGUGUCUAUUC
This is a messenger RNA of Mus pahari (shrew mouse), 2110 nucleotides long. It is a transcript of the gene Camk2n1, whose product is annotated as calcium/calmodulin dependent protein kinase II inhibitor 1. Gene Ontology annotation, biological process: negative regulation of protein kinase activity. Gene Ontology annotation, molecular function: calcium-dependent protein kinase inhibitor activity; protein kinase binding. The coding region runs from base 481 to 717 and encodes 78 amino acids. The record is from RefSeq and is a predicted model, not a curated record. Lineage: Eukaryota; Metazoa; Chordata; Mammalia; Rodentia; Muridae. The transcript has 2 exons.